Messenger RNA from Trichomonas vaginalis G3, 1680 nucleotides. Its product is annotated as chondroitin AC/alginate lyase family protein family. NCBI's taxonomy places the organism in Eukaryota, Parabasalia, Trichomonadida, Trichomonadidae. The record is from RefSeq and is a predicted model, not a curated record. The transcript has a single exon. Gene Ontology annotation, molecular function: lyase activity. Bases 1 to 1680 code for a protein of 559 amino acids.
AUGAAAGCUAUUCUUUCAAAUAAUAUCUUAAAUAAUUCAUUCAACGCUUUGGUAAAAAGCACUGAUAAAAUACUUAAUACAAGUGUAUUAACUUAUAACAUAAGAGGAACAACCCUUCUAGAAGUUUCGAGAGAAGCUGUACACAGAAUUUUUUACUGUUCAACUUUAUUUAGAUUAACUAAUGAGAAAAAAUACUUUGACAAGGCAUUUGCCGAGAUUAACUCAGUGUGUUCAUUUGAUAAUUGGCAUCCUGCCCAUUUUUUAGAUGUUGCCGAAAUGGUGACUGCUGUUUCCAUUGGAUAUGAUUGGCUUUAUAAUAAUCUAACAAAAGCCCAACGCGAAUCAAUACGUCAGUGCAUUAUUAAAAAUGCAAUUUACCCUUCAAUAAAUGAAUCAACAAAUUCUUUCUUAAAAAUGACCAAUAAUUGGAAUCAAGUAUGCAAUUCUGGUUUGACCCUUGCAGCAAUCGCCAUACGAGAUACAGAUAAAAACAUUUCUGAUUUCAUAAUAAACAGAUUGAUAAAUAAUCUAAAGAAUUCAAUGAACCAGUUCUCACCUGAUGGAAACCAUCCAGAGGGAUAUUUCUAUUGGAUUUAUGGCGCAACUUAUGCAGGCAUGAUGUUUGCUGCGCUAGAUCGGUUCUUUGGUCAUACAUACAAGAUGGCUGAAUGGCAUGGUUUCGCGGAGUCAGGAAAAUCUAUUCAAUAUAUGGUCGGAACUAGUGGUCUUAAUUUUAAUUAUUAUGAUACAGGCCAAAAAGGUGGAAUUAUCCCGAUUUUAUUUUGGUUUGCUUAUUAUUACAAAGAUCCAUCCUAUAUAUUCUAUGAUUAUUAUUCGAUGACGGAAUGGAAACAAACAUCAGGCAGUGAUUUCAUGCCUUUAAUUUUAAUAUAUGGAUCCAAACUAAAAUUGGAAAACAUUAAGCCUCCUGAGAAGAAAUUAUUUUAUACAAAGUGUACGACUCCUGUUAUACUAGUUAGAACCCGCUGGGACAGAUACAAUGGAAUGUCUUUUGGUUUUAAAGGCGGAUGUGCAAUGGAUCCACAUGCUCAUAUGGAUGCAGGAUCAUUUGUAUUUGAUGCUCUGGGUGUGAGAUGGGCUUCUGAUUUAGGCCAAUCAGAGUAUGCCAAACUAAGUUCUGCAGGAAUUGAUUUAUGGAACUUUAAACAAAAUUCUACUAGAUGGAAUGUGCAUAGAAUUGGACCAAUCGCUCAUAAUACUCUAACUAUUGAAGGAGAAAAACAUAAUGUUGAUGCAAGAUCAAACAUUACUGUUAUCUAUGAUUCUGAUGAUAAUAAAUUAGGAGGUCAGAUAGAUUUCACAGAUAACUUCUUCGGGAAGCUCAAGUCUGUGAUAAGAGAUGUUAUUUUGGUAAAUGAAAAAUACUUGGAAAUUACUGAUAAUAUUGUAGGUGGCAAAACAAGUGUGAACAUAGUUUGGACAAUGACAACAUAUGCCAAUAUUACGUUAACCGAUUCUAAAACAGUGACUCUAACAAUCGGAGAGAAGACUUGUGUAUUAAAUGUUAAAAGUCCGUCUGAUUGCAGAAUUUCAUUUGCAAACAAUAAGCCUCCCAAUAAUUAUGAAGAAUCUAAUGAAGGAACCCAAAGAAUAUUGAUAAAGAUGUCUGUUGCUGCUGGUGAAUCAAAGCAAAUCAAAAUAACUCUCACGCCUCAAUAA